This is a messenger RNA of Leucoraja erinaceus (little skate), 3045 nucleotides long. RefSeq lists its product as uncharacterized. The record is from RefSeq and is a predicted model, not a curated record. The coding region runs from base 1721 to 2872 and encodes 383 amino acids. Lineage: Eukaryota; Metazoa; Chordata; Chondrichthyes; Rajiformes; Rajidae. Gene Ontology annotation, molecular function: 2-oxoglutarate-dependent dioxygenase activity; methyltransferase activity. The transcript has 2 exons.
UGGAGAAUUCAGAUUCCUGGCACUUCCUUUCCCAUAAUAAAACACUCUCAGCCAGCCCAAGAUAAUCACCUAGCAGAUUGAAAUCCAGGUGAAUACACAGUUAAAAAGACAAGAGGAGGACACUAGGUGAGUACACAGUUAAAAAACAAGAGGAGGACACUAUGUUAAUACAUAGAGUUAUAAAGACAAGAGGAGGACAUUAGGUGAGUACAUAGAGUUAAAAAGCAAGAGGAGGAUACUAUGUUAAUACAUAUAGUUAAAAAGAUAAGAGGAGGACACUAUGUGAGUACAUAGAGUUAAAAAGACGAGAGGAGGACACUAAUUGCUGGAGUAAAUCGAAAUCAAGAUGAAGAGAAUUAAAAAUAUAUCAAUCACAAUUUCACUGAGCAGUUCAGAAUCCUCAAGGACUGGAUGGACUACUUGAAGAAGCUAACUCAUUUAAAAUCAUGGACCGAAUUCUGAAUAUUACAUAAAAAUCCAAAAACAACUAUUGCUACUGUACUUGUUAAAUACUCCAGAUAUUUGCAAUAUCGCUUUCCAAUUUUUUGAUAAAUAGUGUGUGUGAUUUCCUGAAUGGAGAUUCGUGGCCCUCCAUUCUGGAAAUAAAACAGAUUCAGCUAGACAAGAUAAUUAUUGUAAAUCGAGAUCAGAAUUAAAAAGACCAAUCACAAUCUUACCAUAUCCACAAGUACUGGAUGAGCUACUAAAAGAACCUUGCUCACUUAAACCGAAUUCUGAAUAUUGCAUGUAAAAAUCCAACAAUUAUUGCUACAGUACUUGUUAAAUACUCUAGAUAUUUGCAAUGGGUGAUGUUUUGGGUCGAGAAGGGUCUCGACCCGAAACGUCACCCAUUCCUUCGCUCCAUAGAUGCUGCCUCACCCGUUGAGUUUCUCCAGCAUUUAUGUCUACCUUCGAUUGUUCCAGCAUCUGCUGUUCCAUCUUAAACAACUAGAUAUUGAACACAUAGAGUUAAAAAGACAAGAGGAGGACACUAAUUGCUGGAGUAAAUCGACAUCAAGAUGAAGAAAAUUAAAAAUAUAUCAAUCACAAUUUCACUGAACAGUACAGAUCCUCAAGGACUGGAUGGACUACUUACCCAUUCUUAAAGCCCUCCAUUUCUUCCUCGACCGCAGAACCAACCAAUCCCUGUCUACUGAUACUCUCCUCUGCCUAGCGGAGCUGGUCCUUACCCUGAACAACUUUUCAUUUGACUCCUCCCAUUUCCUCCAAAUACAAGGCGUAGCUAUGGGCACACGCAUGGACCCAAGCUAUGCCUGCCUCUUUGUCGGGUACAUCGAACAAUUUUUGUCCGAUGCAUACCAUGGCCCUAUCACCAAACUCUACCUCCGCUACAUCGACGACGGCAUUGGUGCUACCUCCUGCACCCAUACACAUCUCACUGACUUCAUCCAUUUCACCACUAACUUCCAUCCGGCACGCAAAUACACCUGGACCAUUUCCGACACUUCCCUACCAUUUCUAGACCUCACUAUCUCCAUCGCAGGUGAUAGACUACUGACCGACAUCUACUAUAAACCCACUGACUCCCAUGGCUAUCUGGACUACACUUCUUCCCACCCUGCUUCCUGUAAGGACUCCAUCCUGUACUCCCAAUUCCUCCAUCUACGCCGCAUCUGCACCCAGGAUGAGGCGUUUCAAACCAGGGCAUCGGAGAUGUCCUCAUUCUUCAGGGAAUGGGGAAUCCCGUCUUCUACUAUAGAUGAGGCUCUCACCAGUUUCUCUUCUAUACCCCGCGACUCUGCCCUCACUCCCCAUCCCCCCCACUCGUAACAAGGGCAGAGUCCCCCUUACACCCGACCAGCCGUCACAUACAACAAAUAAUCCUCCGACAUUUUCUCCACCUCCAACGAGAUCCCACCACUGGCCACAUCUUCCCAUCUCCUCCCGUCAGCUUUCAGCAGUGACCGAUUCCUCUGUAACCCCCUUGUCAAUUUGUCCCUUCCCAUCCAAACCACCCCAUCUCCUGGCACUUUCCCUUGCAACCGCAGGAAAUGCUACUCACGACUGUGUUCCUGCAUUCGACACCAACACCAUCGUGAAGUUUGCAGAUGACACAACAGUGAUUGGGCUGAUCACCAACGGUGAUGAAACAAAAUACAGAGCGGAGGUGCUGAACCUGGCGGACUGGUGCUCACGUAACAACUUGUCACUAAACACCUUCAAGACCAAGGAGCAGAUUAUUGACGUCAGGAGGUCCCAUAAUGGAGAAUAUGCCCCAAUCUCCAUCUACGGGGACAGUGUGGAGAGAGUGUCCAGCUUUAAGUUUCUGGGCACUCACAUUUCAGAGGACCUCGCAUGGUCCACCAACACCGCUGCGCUGGUCAAGAAGGCACAGCAACGACUGUUCUUCCUGAGGACAUUAAAAAAGACUGGUCUGCCCCAACAGCUGCUGACAACCUUCUACCGCUGCACCACAGAGAGCAUAUUAACGUAUGGCAUCUCAGUGUGGUAUCUCAGCUGCACAGAGGCGGAGAGGAGAGCUCUUCAGCGAGUCGUCCACAGAGCGCAGAGGAUUAUUGGGACACAGCUACCAGCCUUGGAGGGCAUCUACCACACACGGUCCCUCAGGAAGGCCGUCAGAAUUCACAAAGACUCCUCACACCCUUGUAACGGACUGUUCGAACUACUUCCCUCCGGCAGACGUUACAAGGCCUUCUACGCCCAAACGUCCACUCAGAAACAGCUUCAUUCCCAGAGCUAUAGUGGCUCUGAACCGGCCCUGCUGAGUGCCCCCCAUAACCCCUGGACUGUCUCCCUCAGAUGGUCACGUCGCACCGUUUAUUUAUUUAUUUUAUUUUUUGACAUCGGUUGGAAGCUGCUUACCAAAUCUCAUUGCACUGAUGUGCAAUGACAAUAAAAUAUAUUAUUAUUAUUAUUAUUAUGCUAUAUUUAAUAAUAAACUUUAUUUAUAAAGCGCUUUAACAACCGCAGUUGCCACAAAGUGCUGUACAUGAGAACUCAUGGACAAAAAGCUAUUACAAACCAUUAAAAACCGUAAAACGAAGGACUAUAAAAAACACACUA